This is a messenger RNA of Pieris rapae (cabbage white), 3115 nucleotides long. It is a transcript of the gene nxf2, whose product is annotated as nuclear RNA export factor 1. Gene Ontology annotation, cellular component: nucleus. The record is from RefSeq and is a predicted model, not a curated record. NCBI's taxonomy places the organism in Eukaryota, Metazoa, Arthropoda, Insecta, Lepidoptera, Pieridae. Gene Ontology annotation, biological process: poly(A)+ mRNA export from nucleus. Gene Ontology annotation, molecular function: protein binding; RNA binding. The coding region runs from base 134 to 2557 and encodes 807 amino acids. The transcript has 17 exons.
UCAAUGUUCAUGUACAAUUUACAAAGUACGGAAUACGGAGCUCUCCAAUUUUGUUUACAAAUACAAAGGUUUUGAAGAGGUUAAAUAUUAAAAUACAACGGUGCCAAAUACAGUUAGGAAUAUAAUUGUUUAGAUGUCGAACCAAAAUAAUACUCCACAGGAAGUACAUAAUAAGUUUAAUAUACGAUUGCUGCAAAGAGUUGAUACAAAAAUUAGAGAAAAAGUAUCUGAAAGUCAAAGAAAUAUUCAUGUUUUGACAGCACAUAAACCAGGACCAAGCAAACCAGCCGGCAAAAAAAAACCACCAGAUGUAUUUCCAUAUUCUAAUCGCCCUAAAGGUGUACCUGUUACAUUUUUGUUGAAUAAAGAUUUUCAAGGAGCUAUAACCCCUCAACAAGGGCCAAUGGAUGAACCAAAUCAAACAGUGUCUGAGCAAAUUAAUACAUAUGGUCAACCAAACCAAAUGCAACCUAAUCAAAUAUAUGGUUAUUCAAUGGGGCAACAAAUGUAUGGACAACAACAACAAAUGCUUGGACAAGCACAAAUCUUUGGUCAGCAGCAAAUGCAUUUUCAACCGAUGUAUGGUCAAUCAAUACUUGGUCCAGUACCCCAAAUGAUACCUCAGCCAGCAGAAAGGUAUCCACCAGUACCGAUGAUAGAAACAGACAAUUUUACAAAAGCAUCAAGGGAACAGUAUUCUCCAACAGGAAUUUAUGAUGAUAAUGACAGUAAAUCAGAUUAUGGUUCUAGAGAUUCAGACUCUUCAGAUGUCUUCAAAAACCAGAAAAAGCGCCAAAGUGCCUUUGAAAGAUUGGGGCCACAGACUAAACAAACUAAACCCAAGUUGACCAUUAAUUUGUGCCUUGAUAAAGAACAACCUAUCAGAGAAGUAGUAACAAAGCAAGUUCCCGUGUAUGAACGAGAUGAGAUAAUGACCAGUACGGACCCAACUGUAAUGAAGUUCAGAUAUUUAUGGCCUUGGAAGAAUACUAUAAAACUUAAGCGGAGUGUCACUGCUCGAUCAUCGAAGACUGUGAUGAUUCUGGAGCGGGAACAGGUGGAGGAAGAAUACAAAAAUGAUAACUUGUUUAUGAUCGUAUCUGUGGUGGGAUUCCCGCCGUCAUGGACAAAAGAAAAUGUCUUGGACGCGAUCUUAGAAGAUCUCAAAGAAAAAAGUUUUAUUCCCUGCUUUAUUGAGUUCAACUCAAGAAAUUGCAAAUUCCUAGUAAACAGAUGUCGUUCGGCGCUACUGGCACUGCAUUGGCAAGGUUUUUCAAUUCGUAAAGACGAUGUCGAAUUGAUGAUAACAAUAUCGGUGACGUGUUUGAAUACGAAAGUGUUAGAAUACAUCCCCCGUUUGGUGAUUAGGAACAGGCUGAUUUUCGGUUAUGACGGCAAAAAGGUUGAUUUGAGCGAGUUCACGUUGAAGAGUGAUAUAAGCAACUUCAUAUAUUUCCCAUUAAAUCGUCCAACGAACCAAGCCGAAAUAAUAGAACUUAUACAAAGUUGUGAUUGGGAGCAUCUGGAGCACCUGGACUUAUCGCACAAUCGUCUUACAUCCAUACAAGAUUUUGAUCUCGUGUCUAAAUUGCCUAAAUUACUACACUUAGACCUCUCAUAUAACUUACUGGAUAAUGUUCAAUCAGUGUUGCCAUUGCGAGGUUUAAUGUUGCAAUCGUUAUCGUUAGAAGGGAAUCCGUUAUGUUUGAAUUAUGUGGACGGCGAUUAUUAUAUAAAAGUUUUUAAGACAUUGUUCCCGUGUUUAAGAGAAUUGGACGGCGUUCCCAUUCAAAGAGGACAUCGAAUGCCGGAAUUGAAACAAUGCUAUUGCUUGAGUGACGCUAAACCAUUAGUUGAGAAGUUUGUGAGCUACUUCUUUAGGCUUUUGGACCUUGAGCCGGAGAAACGAGGUUCUAUACAGGAAAUGUAUCAUAAAGAUGCAGUCUUGACUGUUACCACCAACAAGAAAUUACGUUACAAUCACGAAUACAGCCUCACACGUCAGCUAUUCCACCGCAGCCGUUGCUUAGUGGAAGGAAAUUACGAUUUCGUCCAAAGUUCGGAAAAAAUCGGUAAAUUGAUAUACAACUGGCCACACUUACGACACGAUAUACAUUCGUUUAACAUCGACGUUAUGAUGCAUACGGAAUCACAAACUCUCCUCCGAAUUAAUGGUAUUGUUAGUACAAGAUCCGAGUCGUUGGCUGAUGAAGAGAAGGUCUUAGCGUUCACAAGAACUGUCUUACUUGUAUGCGAGGACGGCGUUGAGUACAAAAUCUAUAAUGAGAUGCUGUAUUGGGAUGAAGCUACAAAGGAGUGUGCCGCAAACGCCUUCACAGUUGCCAUUGUUCAAAAUGAAACACCAAGUUGGAAGUUUGAGAGUCCCUUGGAUGACGAGAGCAAGAGUAAUCUAAUAAACGUUUUCUCUAAAUUAACUGGUUUGAAUUCGCGUCAAAGUUCAAGGUGCUUGGAAGAAAAAGACUGGGAUUUAAAAAUAGCUCUAGAAUACUUUAUGAAAUUACUUAAGUUAGAUAAUAUUGAAUGUCUUGCAAAUUAAUAAACUUUUGUUUACCCACCUAAACUGAAGGCUUAUGUAUGGCAUUUGUAGAAAUUAAAGUAUCACAAAUAGACAAUUAAAAUCAUAAUUUAUACAAAAAUCAUUAGUAUCAUUAAGGCAACUGUCUUCAUAAUACCUUACAUUCAACAAAUUAUAAAAUCAAAUAAAAAAUCUCGGAUAAACUUUCCAAUAUGACCCGUCGAUUUGAAUGAUCAAAUUUUUUUUGUAGAUAGUACUCACCAAAAGAAAGCGUUUUGUAAAAAACAAAUGGAAAAUGUACGAUUUGUUUACAAAUUUCUAUACAUUACACAAGCUUAAAUAAUCUUUAUUGGAAAGUUUAACCAAAAUCUCUAAAUUAUCCUUGUCAGCAUAAAAAAGAUAAAAAUAGGGUUGGAAAAAAGCAUUUGUAUUAUUAUUAUUUUUUAUCCAUAAAUAACUUAGUAAUUGUAUUCAUACAUUUAAUUUCUUUAAUGACAGUCUCAAUACAUAGUCAAGAUUCAUUAAACUUACUGGUAAAUUUUAAAAUUUCAGUUUUUAAAUAUUAAAUACUUAAAGAAU